AAAACACUACAGCCCCUCCCUCUCUCUCUCUUCCGCAUGCUCCUUCCCCAACACUACGCUCUCCCCCUCUGCUAGACUGCUACCCCUCUUCUCCCUUUCUUCUCUCCUUGUUUCUUUUCUUCUUUCGUUUUCUUUUCUGUCUUCUACACUCCUAGAUAAUUUGUGCCUCCAAAUGCUAGUCGGGGGAAAGCAUUGCAUCAAUAAUCUGUGCCUCAUUUUUAAGAGCUACAAGGAACCAAGUUACCAUGUCUACAGAAUCACAUGAAGAAGGAAGUUCACACGAAAAGGAAUCAGUUAAUCUGAGGUACCCCAUGCUCACCAAAAGUAAUUAUGCUGCUUGGGCCAUCAAAAUGGAAGUGUUUAUGAUGGCUCAAGGGGUAUGGGAUGCAGUAGAAACACAAGGGAGUGUUGAAACACUCAAAGAUAAGAUGGCGUUGGCUGCAAUUUAUCAAGGGAUAAGUGAAGAUACCCUCCUGCAAUUGGGCGCAAAAAGAACAGCAAGAGAAGCUUGGACUAUGCUGAAAAAUAUGAACCUUGGAGCAGAUAAAGUGAAGGAGGUAAGAACUCAAUCACUUCUAAGAGAAUUUGAAUCUAUGAAAAUGAAUGAAGGAGAAAGCAUUGAUGAUUAUGCCAGCAAAAUGCAAAUAAUAGUCACAAAGUUAAGAGGACUAGGAAAUACAGUGGAAGAGGUUAAAGUAGUGAAGAAACUCCUGAGAUCUGUCACACCUAGGUUCCUGCAGAUAGCCUCUACCAUUGAAGAAUUUGGUGAUAUAGAAAACAAAACUUCAGAUGCUCUAAUAGGUUCUCUUAAAGCAUUUGAAGAAAGGAUGCAAGGCUAUGAUUCAAAGGAAGAAGAUACAGUUCUGCUUACUCAAGCAGAGUGGAGAGCUAGAGAGGAUGGAGAUUCAUCAAAAGGAAACACAAGAAAUCAAGAGAGAUAUAGAGGAGGAGGAAGAAGAGGACGUGGCAGAGGGAGAAACAACAAUUGGUCACAAAGGAAGGAAGAAGAGCCUCAGCAAAAGAGAAAAUUUGAUAAAUCAAAAAUUAAAUGUUAUAAUUGUGAAAAAUGGGACACUUUGCAUCUGAAUGUUACUCAGAAGAGAAAGAAGAACAAGCCAAUAUCACUGAACAGGAGGAAGAUGAGGCGCCUGCGCUACUAAUGAUAGAAUCUUGUGAACUGGCCAAAGCUCAUACAGUGAAGGAAAGGGAAAAUGACAAAGCCACAAACCAGAAAAAGAAAGACAAGUCAGAAUGGUAUUUGGACACAGGAGCAAGUAACCACAUGUCAGGAGAUAGAAAUCAUUUCACUGAAAUGGAUCACUCAGUUCAAGGGAAGGUGAGAUUUGGAGAUGGAUCAAUGAUAAAUAUACACGGACAAGGGUCUGUUAUAUUUCAAUGCAGCAAUGGUGAGCAUCUAGUACUGCCAAAAGUGUAUUAUAUACCUAAGUUGAAAAGCAAUAUCAUAAGCAUAGGGCAACUUGAUGAAGAUGGCAGUCAAGUGUCAAUUAAAGGAGGUGAACUGAGGAUUCAUGAUCAAACUAGCAGGCUUCAAAUGAAGGUUCAGAGGCAGCCAAAUAAGUUAUUCAUAGCAACUCUGAGAAAUGCAGAACGAGUUUGCCUACUAACAAGUUUAUCAGAAAAAUCCUGGCUAUGGCAUGCCAGAUUUGGUCAUCUAAACUUUCAAGCCCUUAAGAAGCUGUCAAGUCAAAGAAUGGUAGAAGGUAUGCCUGAUGUAUCUCAGAUGAAUCAAGUGUGUGAAGGAUGCUUGGUGGGUAAACAACACAGAACAACAUUUCCCCAGAAGUCAUGCUUCAGAGCUAAAAGCAAGCUUGAACUAGUUCAUGGAGACCUUUGUGGACCUAUUUCACCAUCAACUCCAAGAGGUAACAACUACUUUUUACUUCUUGUUGAUGAUUACACGCGUUUUAUGUGGAUAUUCCUCAUAAAGCAUAAAGGAGAGGCACUGGAAUCUUUCAAAAGGUUCAAACACUUGGCAGAAAAGGAAGUAAAUGAAAAGGUAAAAUGUUUUAGAACAGAUAGAGGUGGAGAGUUCACCUCUAAUGAGUUUGAUAGGCACUAGUUGUUAGUGCCUAAGUGUACAUUUUUAUUAUCAUUUGUAAUAUCUAUUUACUAGUAUUGUGCAAGUUUAUAGUUGUUAGUUUGCAUUUGAUUGUAAUCGUAUUUCUAGCAUUUUAUUGUUUGUUGUAAGUUGUAGUUAGUUUGGCUAUAAGUUUAGGAUAGGUUUGGAAGCAAAAAGGAUGAAGAAACCUGAGUUUUGUGCAAAACCCGGUCGGGUAUGAACUAUACCCGGCCGGGUAUGAAGUGACAAAGAAACUGCUGCAAAACUAGCAAAUACCCGGUCGGGUAUCCCAUAUACCCAGUCGGGUAUUCUGUGAUUUCGGACCAAGGAACGUGCAGAAGACACAAAAACAUGGGAAAAUAUUUGAUUUGGUAAAUACCCGGUCGGGCAUGUCAAAAUACCCGGCCGGGUAUCCGACAUUAGGUGUUGAAAACACCUAUAAAUAGCCCCAUUUUCCUUCACAUUUCAUCAAUCCCUUCUUCCAUUCUCUUUAGCUCAGUUUAGAAUAGCAUUUCUUUAUAUUUUUCUAGCUAUGUUUAGUCUCCAAAUGAGGAGCUAAACUUCCAUUCUUGGUGUUGCCCUUGAAGCUUGUUGAUUAUUAAAGUUGUGAGUUAUUUUCUUAACUUCUUUCCUUGAAUAUUAAUUAAUAGUUCUUUCCUUAAUACCAUCU
Molecule: messenger RNA, 2750 nt
Organism: Cuscuta europaea
Lineage: Eukaryota; Viridiplantae; Streptophyta; Magnoliopsida; Solanales; Convolvulaceae
Source: the annotation of a GenBank genome assembly